AGCGCCGCGGGCAGCAUGGGCAGGACCCGGGCGGCCCCGGCGCGGGCAGCCCGCGGGACGCGCCCGGCCGCAGCCCCGCGGCCCCGCGGCCGGCGGCGGGCGGAGGAGCGGCCCGUGCAGCUGGGCGCGCAGCGCGAGCGCUGGGAGCGGCUCCGGCAGGAGCAGGGGCUGAGCUGCGAGGAGGCGGCCCGGCUGCUGCUGGACACCUACGAAUACCGCGGCCUGGUGAAGCAUGCUGGAGGCUGCCACUGCGGAGCUGUCCGCUUCGAGGUUUGGGCAUCCGCAGAUCUGCAUGUGUUUGACUGCAACUGCAGCAUUUGCACCAAGAAACAGAACAGACACUUCAUUGUGCCAGCCUCACGCUUCAAGCUGCUGCAGGGUGCUGAUAACAUAACCAAGUACACCUUCAACACACACCGCGCCCAGCACACCUUCUGCAAGACCUGCGGUGUGCAGAGCUUUUACACCCCCCGCUCUAACCCGGAUGGCUAUGGAAUUGCCCCACAUUGCUUGGAUGAGGGCACUGUGCACAGUACCACCGUCGAGGAGAUCAAUGGCAAGGAGUGGGAGAAGGCAGUGAAGGAGCACAAGACUAUCAGGAGCAUGUCGAAACCGUGACACCACUUCAGGGCGCCAAGUGUGUACACUGGCCCAGGUGGACCAGCGUGUGAUGUUAGCUCAAGCUGUCCUGUGCUGAGCUCUGAGGGAAAUAAAUCUUUGCUUUUUUUCCUUAAGUAAA
Messenger RNA from Alligator mississippiensis (American alligator), 739 nucleotides. RefSeq names its product centromere protein V (gene CENPV). The transcript has 5 exons. The record is from RefSeq and is a predicted model, not a curated record. The coding region runs from base 16 to 618 and encodes 200 amino acids. Lineage: Eukaryota; Metazoa; Chordata; Crocodylia; Alligatoridae. Gene Ontology annotation, molecular function: carbon-sulfur lyase activity.